Molecule: messenger RNA, 1204 nt
Organism: Colletotrichum godetiae
Lineage: Eukaryota; Fungi; Ascomycota; Sordariomycetes; Glomerellales; Glomerellaceae
Exons: 1
Coding region: 143-1156 (337 amino acids)
Molecular function (GO): protein binding
Source: RefSeq, a predicted model, not a curated record
GUCGUUUCUGAAAAUUAAAUUCCAGUUUUUGUAUGGCUGCCGCGGCGGCAGCGACUGCCUGGACCUCCGCGGGUAUUAUAUAUUUGACCAUGUGAAAUAGAGUAAGUUUGAAACUCUAGUAUCAAUACAGACUACUCUCAGUAUGGAGGCCGCACCAGUCGAAAUUUUGCAGGAGGUCGCGUCAUACCUGGACCUCUCUGACCUCCUUAGCCUUGCACUUGUAAGUCGGCGCGUGGCUUCCUGUUGUCGUCGCUCUAUUUUUCAGCAUAUUGCUGUCCUAAAUACCACGUCUUGUCUCUCGGAACUGGAGAAUCUCGUUACAUCUGGCGGUCUUUCCACGCGCCAACUUUCUGUAUACCACGGCACAUGGCCGACCUGCACACGGGACGAUUGGGCCACCCACCCUCUUCAAGUCGCUGAUGCACCCCAAAGCAUGUUUUCAAGCCAAGACAAACGGGCUACAAGCGAUGAACUUGCACAGGGAGCUUUCAACGCAUACCUCAACUUUAUCAAAGAAGAACGUCGCCGCAACAUCGAUGAUGACCAGGCGCAACUCGAACGGAUUAUGCUGCACUUGCCACCUUUGGAAAAGAUCGUAGUUUCGUCUCUCAUGAAGAAGACAGUCGGCAGACUGGGGAAGGCCAAACUUGCUGAGCUACGCCACCAAAUUCGGAUGUCACCGACGACCUUCGACUCUGUUGGAAAUCUCCUUGACAUCGUGUGUCGCCUUUUGCCUAGAUUCAAACGCAUUCAUUCUCUGCAUAUCAGAAGUCGCUUGGCAGAAUUUCCGACCAUAUGCGAGCUCGAAUGGAUUAGAGACUUAGACAUCGGUGCUUUAUUCCUCGCCACAACAGACACUCCGGCUUUCGUUGAGUUUCUACGGUCAUUUCCGAAUCUCCAGAGGCUUUCGGUAGCUGCUUACCGUCAUCACGGCUUCAUUUUUCCUUUGGAGGAUGUUCAACAGUCUCAAUUACUGCUUUUGAGGUUGGCAGGUGUCUAUGUAGCCAGACAUGCCGUUGUGGACUUUGUUCACAGGCAUACCCAGCUGAAAGCCGUAAGCCUGAAUGACGUUGCCUUAGUAAACGGGAAGUGGGAACUGAUUUUAUCGGCGCUUGGAAACAAAGCCACUUUAAUAGACUUAGUAGGAUGCACAUAAAUUGUCAAGGUUGGCUUCGCGUUUCGCAACUGCCAGUGACGACUUUGG